AGAGACACGGCUCACUCAUGUCCAAACGAACUAGAAUCAGAUGAGUUAGUUGUUGGUGUGUAGGGUGUGACUCUUGUUGGUUAUUUGUCCAGAUUCUGAGCACACAGCAUUUGUGUGGAAAAAGAUGACAGAGCUGUCUCCAGGACCCUGUUUAUUGCACAGAGAACAGUCCAAAGGUCUCUGAUAUGUUUGUUCCCUCAUACUAUGUACAUUUUGCAUUCCCUUUCUCAGGUAUCCUAGCUUAUAUUGUUUUGUAGUGUGCUAGCCUGUCUCUGCCUCUUAGUGAGUGAUGUUUGGCUGUAUUGACUGUGCUGUCACAACACAGCUGUUUCCGCAAUUUCCCAUUGCUGGACAAAUAUGGUACUGUAAAUGCUCCUGUACUUGUAUAGCUCCUUUCUAUCUAAUUGUACUAAAAGUGCUUUAAUUCAGCCAUUCACUUAGACAAAUCUAUCCUAGAUUUAUUAAAUUUACUUUUGUGCAGGAAAAGACCAAAAAUUGUAUCCACAAAUUUUCAAAAAGUCCAAACAGCGAUCCACCAAAAAAGAGCAUAAAGGUGACAAAACAGUAAGCCCCUUGGGACAGACUGAAAACAUUUUUUUUACCUUGUGUGUAUACUGUAUAUAUCUGUUGUUCACUUUUGCGGCUGCUGUGGUGUUCAAGUAGUGUCGGACUUUGUUAAACAAUAAAAAAACCUUACUGUAACAUCAUUAUGGUCUAUAUUCUCUGACUUUGACCAGGGCGUUGUGAUGACGUCAGAGAACCUGUUACACAUUCUUGAAGAUUUGGGACAGGAGGAAUUUUACAAGUUCAAGUGGUUCCUGCAGCAGCCCGGAAGCCUGGAAGAAUUCCAAGUCAUUAAAAAGAAUCGGGUGGAAAGGGCGAAACCGUGUGAAACUGUGGAUGUGAUGGUGCAGACAUAUGGACUUCCUGGAGCGGUGGAGGUGACCUAUAAGGUUCUAAAGAAGAUCAGCAGGAACGACCUGGUGCAGAGUUUGUCUGACAGCAGCUCAAAACCAGCAGUAGAUGUCAGUGAUGCUGAUAAGAAGUCAGAGAUCAGACGACCUUCCUCUUCUCAGGCUCCUCUUCCUCACACUGAUGAUCUGAUGGUUCCAGAACCAAAGCCACAGCACAUCACAUAUUACCAGCAGAUGCUUCAAUCAAACCUUACUGACAAGUUUAUUUGUGUGAAAGAAGGCUGGUCAGAAGACGACCAACGUCUGGUUGACAUCUACACAGAGCUGUUCAUCACAGCUGGGCCAGAUUCACACAUCAACACACAGCACGAGGUCCAACAGGUUGAGACGACACAGCAUAAGCAAAGAUCAGCAGAGGAGCCAGUGAAGCCCAGUGACCUGUUCAAACACCCCCCUGGUAAAUACAGACCAAUCAGAACAGUGUUGACAUAUGGAAUCGCUGGGAUUGGAAAAACAGUCCUUGUGCACAAGUUUGUGUUGGACUGGGCCGAACAAAGGUCCAAUCAAGACGUGCAUCUGAUUUUCCCCUUCACCUUCCGUCGGCUGAAUCCACUGAAGGGGCAGAAGUUUAGUUUGUCAGAGCUCAUUCAUGAAUGUAUCCCAGAAACUAAGUCCAUCAGCCUUGAGGCUCUGAAUUACAUCUUUACACAUCUACAGUCAUCAGGAAACAGCAACUAUGACAAGAGCAGGUUCAAACUUCUGUUUGUGUUUGAUGGACUGGAUGAGAGUCGCCUCCAACUGGACUGUAGAAACAGUAAGGAGGAGACGGGUCAACGUGACGUCACAGAGUCCACCUCAGUGGACGAGCUGCUGACAAACCUCAUCAGAGGAAAACUCCUACGCUCUGCUCGCAUCUGGAUCACCACACGACCUGCAGCAGCCAAUCAGAUUCACCGAGACUUUGUUGACGUGGUGACAGAGGUCAGAGGGUUCACUGACCACCAGAAGGAGGAGUACUUCAGGAAGAGAUUCACAGAUGAGGAGCAGAGCAACAAAAUAAUGUCUCACAUCCAGGCGGCACGAAGCCUCCACAUCAUGUGCCACAUCCCAGUCUUCUGCUGGAUCACUGCUAUGGUUCUGGAGGAUCUGCUGGAAACAAGAGAGGGGGGAGAACUGCCCAAGACCUUGACUGAGAUGUACGCAGAGUUCCUAGUGUUUCAAAUGCAUCGGACUAAAGAGAAGUAUGAGCCAGAACAGUGUAUCAAGUACAUCAUAUCAUUAGCAAAACUGGCUUUUGAGCAGCUGGAAAAGGGAAACUUGAUCUUCUAUGAGGAAGAUCUGAAGGAGAGUGGCAUCGAUGUCAGUGGAGCCUCAGUGUGUUCAGGAGUGUUUACAGAGAUCUUUAAACAGGAGCGAGGGAAAAAAGCCAAAGACAAGAUGUUCAGCUUUGUUCAUCUGAGUGUUCAGGAGUUUCUUGCUGCUGUUUACAUGAUAUACUCUCAAACAACUGAGAAGACUGAGAAAAUGGAGGACACCCUAAAAGUCCCUGUACACAGACAGUCAAUCCUUAGAAAGAUAAAACAGGUUUUCACAAUUAAAAAAAGUCAAGAUAGUCAUUCAGUUCCUCCUGAAACAUUCUCCUCUCCUUUGGAAGUUUUCCUGAGUAGAACCAUGGAGAAAUCCCUCCGAUGUCAAACUGGCCAACUCGACCUGUUUGUUCGCUUCCUUCAUGGCCUCUGUCUGGAGUCCAACCAGAGACUCUUGGAAGGUUUGCUGGGUCACAUAGAGAACGGUCCAGAAAUCAUUCAGAAAGUCAUUAACAACCUAAAAAGGAUGAACAGUUAUGAAAUCUCUCCAGACAGAAGCAUCAACAUCUUCCACUGUCUGAUGGAGAUGAACGACCACUCAGUCAACCAGGAGAUCCAAGAGUUCCUGAAGUCAGAAAACAGAUCAGAGAGAGAACUCUCUGUGUUCCAGUGCUCAGCUCUGGCCUACAUGCUACAAAUGUCAGGGGAGGUUCUGGAUGAGUUGGACCUGGACGAGUACAACACAACAUGGGAGGGACGGCAGAGACUGAUCCCAGCUGUGAGGAACUGCAGAAAGGCGCAACUUUCUGACUCUGGACUCUCAGACACUCACUGUGAAGUUGUGGCCUCAGCUCUGAAGUCCAACCCGUCCCAUCUGAAAGAACUGGACCUGAGCUGGACCGACCUUCAAGAAUCAGGAGUAAAGGCUCUGUCUGCUGGACUGGAGAGUACUCACUGUCGACUGGAGACUCUGAGAUUGAGUCGCUGCAGUUUGUCAGAGGUCAGCUGUGAAUGUCUGGUCUCAGCUCUGAAGUCCAACCAGUCACAUCUAACACAACUGGACCUGAGCUACAACAACCUGCAGGAUUCAUCAGUGAAGCAGCUGUGUGGUUUUCUGGAGAGUCAUCACUGUCGACUGAAGACUUUGAGAUUGAUUGGCUGCAGUUUGUCAGAGAUCAGCUGUGUUUCUUUGGUCUCAGCUCUGAUGUCCAAUGCGUCCAAACUGACAGAAUUGGACCUGAGUUACAACAAAGACCUGCAGGAUUCAGGAGUAAAGCAGCUGUGUGGUUUUCUGGAGAAUUGUCACUGUGAACUGGAGAUUCUGAGACUGUGUGGCUGCAGUUUGUCAGAGAUCAGCUGUGAAUCUCUGAUGUCAGCUCUGAAGUCCAACCCAUCUAACCUGACACAACUGGACCUGAGUGAGAACAAGCUGCUGGACUCAUCAAUGAAGCUUCUUUGUGACCUGGUGGAAAGUCCACACUGUCAACUGGAGACUUUGAGAUUGAGGCGCUGCAGUUUGUCAGAGAUCAGCUGUGAUUCUCUGGUCUCAGCUCUGAAGUCCAACCCGUCACAUCUGACACAACUGGACCUCAGUGAGAAUGACCUGAAGGAUUCAACAAUGAAGCACAUGAGUGGUUUUCUGGAGAGUCAUCACUGUCGAGUGGAGACUUUAAGGAUUCCCGGACUGGCUCUGCCAGCCACACCCGUUUCUCUGGACCCUGCCUUAAUUUUCCCUCUGUUGCAACCAGCAUUAAUAAGCAAUGGUAAUUUGUUAAUUGGGUGCAAGGACGAGAUGCAAGUGAGAGCUAGAGACAUGGGUGAUGUGGGGAAGGUUGCAACAGUGCUCAAAGAGUUCUGUCUAAAGAAAAAAAACACUUUCAGGAUGACUAUCUUUGUAAAUAGAGGCCUCAUAUCAAUGAGGUGUCAUUUUACUCAUUAGAAGCUGUGCAAUUGGCCUAAAGAUGCCAACCCAGGAUUGACAGGACUGCCAGCCAGUGAGAGUCACCCACACAUUUUAUGGCCUAGGUGCAAUAAAAACGUGACCAGCUGCGGACCAAUAAAUCACUGCAGACAAGGUCUGUGGGAGGGCUAGAAACUGGCUGGUUAACAACCCAGAACAAAGGAAUAUGUCACAGUCCACGUCAUUCAGUUACUGUUUCCAUUCAUUUCCGGUUUUUAUUUUGCUACCACUUUCUGUUCAGUUCCAGCUUUACCUCCGUUUCUACGUAGUUAACUCACCUGUGUCUCAUUAGUACUGUACUCACCUGUAAUCCAUCAGCAUAUCACCUCUGUAUUUAAGCACCAGCUCUUUCCCUGCCCAGUUGCCAGAUUGUCUGCGUUGUACUAGCCAGCAUUCCAGCAUUGUAUUUCAUAUCUUGAUCCGUGAAUGACCCUGCUUUCCCUGACCUUGCCUCCUGCUUUGUCCUGCACCGCCGUAAGUCUGACCCAAGCCUGCCUUUUGACCACCGCCUGUCUGAUCCUUGCCUGUACCGUCACUGCCUCAAUUGUGUAUUGACCCUUGCCUGCCUGACCACAAGUACUAUUAAACUUUUUCGUCACUGAGCUUUGUCUCCGCCGUGCAUGUGGGUCCGCUACCUAGAGCGCCGUGACAGAAUAACAAAUAAUGGCAUUGGUUUGCCAGUUAAUAUGGACUUUAUAUGACAAUGUUUGAAUGUUUACACAGUUUAGCUAUUUUAAUUAGCUUAGAGUUCAUCGUUUGUCACUCAUAACUUACCACCUGUAUGGGUUAGCAUUGUUUGGCACAAAUCCUUAGAGUCCUUAGCUUCCAGUUGUGUCAAAGAUAUUUAGGUUUGGAUAAGGUAUUGUAGCAGUAGAGCCACAAUUGCAUCAUGGGUUAACAUUAGCAGGUAACGCAGAGGACGCUGAAUGUUAUCAGUUAUUGUUUCAAGUUUUUGUUUUGUUUCUAAGGCUGUGUUUAAUACACCUAGAAUAUGUUUAUAUGGUGCUGUUGCCUGUACUUUACUGUUUCAUUUGAUGUUGAGUAGACCUUUAGAAGUUUCAUGGUCUGGACUUUUGUGUGCCAUUUCCUUUUUUGUUUCUGCCGGUUUUUAGUUCUCGCUUUACGUUUCGAGUCUUGUGCCCUGUCAGCUAUUUCUGUUUAGUAAUUAUCUCUGUGUAUUUAGUCUACAGCCCAUACCUCAGUUCUCCACUAGAUCAUGGCGUAAAAUCACCUCUAUCCAGCGUUUCGUCUUUGGUUCCAGUUUAUGUAAGGUCCUGUUUUCGUUAUCGUAUUUACCUGUCUUUGCCUGUUCCUUGUCGGUACUUUUACCUGUGUUCUGGAUCUCCUGUUGCCGACUGUUGUCUGUAUGACUCAGAUUUUUGCCUGCUGUUUUUGUGGAGUUAUUCCUCAUUAAACGGACGUCUAAGCUAGUUCUGUCUUCGGCUGUGCAUGUGGGUCCUGCAUCACGCUCGCUUCCUGACAGUUUCUGACAGUACAAUCUGGCCAGACUUAGACCCAGCCAGCUUCCGAUUUCUGUUUCUUACCCAGCUUGCUUGUGCGGAGAAAACAUUUUUUUGCCAUGGAUUUCUCAUGCCUCAGUUUACCCGGACACCUCCACAUGUGCUUAACGAUGAUGGGAAGCAAUUACUGGAAAGCGACCAAUCCAGAAGCACAGCUGAGCACCGUUGCGAGGUCGCGCACUUCUGUUGCUGCCCGGUCACGCCAAUUUUCAGCCCUGUUGGGUGCAACUCCUGCUCCAGCGACAGUAAGCUACGUUGCGCUCAAGCUCCAGCUCCGCCACGGUCAACACACUUCACACUUCAGCCAUACCUGGUCCCUGCCUUGGUUACUGCUCGGCCAAGCCCAGCUCCGGCCCAGUCAAGCCCUGUCGGCCCUGAAGAGGAGGCCAUUCUAGUCCCUGUUUGCCCUGAAGAGGAGACCGUUCUAGUCUGUCGGCCCUGAAAAGGGGGCCCUUUUCAGGGCCGACAGGCUAGAAGCUCUAGCUCCUGUUGGCCCGGAGGAAGCCAUUUUUGUCCCUCAUGUCCCUGUCGGCCCUGAGGAGAAGGCCGUUCUUGUCCCUGUCGACCCUGAGGAGGAGGCCGUUCUAGUCCCUGUCAGCCCUGAGGAGGAGGCCGACGUGGAGCCAGAACCAGAGACGAGGACUCGUACUUACUUGUCUUGGUAAUCGUUUGGUAAUCACACUGCAAAAUCCCCCUAAGAAUUAGAGGGAAAAUGUUCAACUAGAUUAAAUUGGCCCUGUGUUGUUUGAUGUUGUCAGGAACAGCAUGAACUACGAGGUGAGGACCCAAAGACACAGCUCAGGGACAGGACUUAGGUAGAAAUUAGUCUUUUGUUGCUUUGGCACAAGCAGCAGCAGGCAGCAGGGUGGUCGGACAGGCAGUGGUCAAAAACAUGUACAUCAAAAACUUCAGCAAACGUACAGGCAAGGACAAGGCUAAAACAAGGUCGAGAACAGGCACAACAGGUACAAACCGUGGAACAUGAGCAAACAAUCUGGCAUCGUUCUGGUUCUGGUUCUUCUUCUUCUUCUUCUUGUUUAUUGGCAGUUUGCAAACUUGACUGUACACUACCGCUACCUUCCGUAUUGGAGUGUUCAUAACACCAUAACAUUGCAAAAAAAAUAAAUAAA
Molecule: messenger RNA, 6831 nt
Organism: Betta splendens (Siamese fighting fish)
Lineage: Eukaryota; Metazoa; Chordata; Actinopteri; Anabantiformes; Osphronemidae
Product: NACHT, LRR and PYD domains-containing protein 12-like
Exons: 9
Coding region: 747-4160 (1137 amino acids)
Molecular function (GO): protein binding
Source: RefSeq, a predicted model, not a curated record